AUGAGUUCUCUGAAGCGCAAAGAUGCGCCAGGCGGACAAUCCGCAGCAAAAUCGGCCAGGCCUGCUUCCGAGGGCAGACCGUCAAAACGCCCCAAAGCAGACAAGGCUUCGAAAGCAGACGCAAAGAGCGAGGCGAAACCUACGAAGACCUCGGAAUCCAAGCCCGUGAAGGCCCCGAUCAUAUCUCGCCUCAAAGAAGAGGAGCCCUUGUUUCCUCGUGGAGGCGGCAGCGUUCUAUCUCCCCUGGAGCAGAAGCAAAUCCAGGUUCAAGCCAAGGCGGACGCUCUAUUCGAAGAGCAGUCGGGAGCCAAUGCCAACAAAGCUGGCAAGGUUUCCAAGAAGAAGAAGGGAAAGUCUGCCACCAAAGGCGAGCCUCGUGAUAAUAAGGCAGUACACGAUGAAGACUCGGUAAAAAUUGAGAGCCUCAAUUUCAAGGUAAGCCCCCACGCCAGUACCACAAUUCUCAAGUUCCUCUUUCUAACAGCUUCGCAGCGUCUCGUCAAGGGCUCUUUGGUGCUUUGCCAAGUCUCUGAAAUUCAUGCACUUGACCUGGUCGUUACUCUACCGAACAAUCUCACGGGACAUAUCCCGAUCACCGCCAUUUCACAGACCCUUACCGAUCGAAUUGAAGCUGAGGCUGCCGACUCUGAUGACAGAACGGAUGAAGGUGCUGAAGAUGAUGUCGAGCUGUCCAAGCUCUUCGAGAUUGGUCAAUACCUCCGGGCCUUUGUCACAUCAACAAUUGAUGACAGUGCUACCAACUCAAGCAAGAACAAGCGUCGCAUCGAACUCUCACUGUUCCCGGAACUGGCCAAUUCCGGACUCUCUGAUCAGGACAUCGUCGAGAACUGUACAGUGAUGGCGUCAGUUCUGAGUGAAGAAGAUCACGGCUUUGUUAUGAGCCUAGGUUUUGAAGGAUCAGAGCUUAGAGCCUUCCUUCCAAAGAAGGAGGUUGAUACCGCCAUUGGCGAUGGCAGGUUGCAGCCUGGAUCUGCUGUUCUCUGUCUUGUCGUCAAGAAAAACGCCAAUGGCAAGGUUGUGCAGCUAUCCACCAAACAAAGCCAGCUCGGUAGCCCCAAGUCUGUCGCCACUGAAGCCCCGACAAUCAAAUCCUUCCUCCCAGGUAGUGUGGUUGACGUACUUGUUUCCGAAGUUUCGCGACGAGGAAUUGUUGGUAAAAUUCUGGGCCAUCUUGAUGUCACAGCUGACUCGACACACUCCGGAGCUGGACCAGAUGGGACAGAUUUGGAAGAGAAGUUUAAGGUUGGAGAAAAAGUCAAGGCCCGGAUCAUCUGCAACUUCCCUACCGCGUCGAACCCGAAGCUCGGCGUUUCUCUGCUCGAUCACAUCCUUACCCUGAAACAAAAGACGGUGAAGAAAACCAACAAGCAGCCCUUGGCAGUGAUGCCAAUUUCGUCCAUUGUUGAACAGUGCAAAGUCUGCAAAGUCGAGCAAGACAUCGGCCUUUGGGUUGAUAUCGGUGUGGACGGCGUGCCUGGCUUUGUUCAUAUCUCUCGUGUCAAGGAUGGAAAGGUUGACGCCCUGUACGAAUCCAGCGGUCCAUACAAAGUUGACUCCGUCCACCGCGCCCGCGUCAUUGGAUACAACUCCUUUGAUGGACUCUAUCUACUCUCUUUUGAGAAGACGGUUCUUGAGCAACCUUUCUUGCGCAUCAGCGACAUCCCGGUCGGCCAGGUCGUUCAUGGUGUAAUUGAGAAGUUGAUGAUCAAUGACGAGGGUGUAUCUGGCUUGAUUGUUAAGCUCGCAGAUGGUAUUUCUGGCUUGGUUCCGGAAAUGCACAUGGCAGAUGUGCGGCUGCAACAUCCCGAGAAGAAGUUCAAGGAGGGCAUGAAGGUCAAGGCUCGCGUCUUGUCAACCGACCCUGCCAAGCACCAGCUCCGCCUUACCCUGAAAAAGACUUUGGUCAAUUCAGAGGCCUCGCCGCUGUUCUCUUUUGAUCAGGUCUCUGUGGGUCUUCAGACGCCUGGCACCAUCAUCAACGUCCUUCACAAUGGCGCUGUUGUGCAGUUCUAUGGCUCUAUGAGAGGAUUCCUGCCUAUUUCCGAGAUGAGCGAGGCGUACAUUCAUGAUCCAAAGGAGCAUUUCCGGGUUGGCCAGGUUGUCAGUGUCCGCGUCCUCGACGCAGAGCCCGAAGCCAACAAGCUCAUUGUAUCAUGCAAAGAUCCGUCUGCAUUUGGCAUGGACAAGCAAUUGGCUCUGAAGAACCUGAAGAUCGGCGACAUUGUGGCCGCCAAGGUGACGCAAAAGACUGAGGAUGACAUCUUCCUAGAGCUGGAAGGGAGCCUUCUCAAGGCAACCUUGUCCGUCGGUCACCUCUCGGAUAAAUCGGCCAGCAAGAAUCAGUCGGCGUUGAAGAAGAUACACGUGGGACAGAUUCUCUCUAAUCUUGUCGUCAUUGAUAAGAAUGAGGGACGGCGCGCUCUUGUCUUGUCCCAGAAACCCAGCCUUGUGAAGGCCGGAGAAACUGGCGAGCUUUUAGCCACAUGGGAUGACGCCAAGGUUGGAGCUGUCGUUUCUGGAUUUGUCCGUAACGUUACCGCGACCGCCGCCUUCAUCCAAUUCGGAGGCAACCUCACUGCUUUACUGCCCAAGUCACUUAUACCAAGCAAGGCUCAGGGCGAGCAUGAUUUUGGACUGCACAAGUUCCAGUCUUUGGAGGUCAAGAUUGUCUCGGUUGACAAUGGAAGGCUGGUGGUAUCCAUCCCUUCUGAAGCGGACAAGACGCCAAAGGCAAAGACCGCCAAGAUCGUGGAGAAUCCGAUUGAUAAUUCCAUCAAGACACUCGAAGAUGUCACCGUCGGAAAGACUGUCAAGGCCAAGAUCACGGCGAUCAAGGAGACACAGCUCAAUAUCGCUCUUGCUGACAACAUCCAAGGUCGCAUCGCCAUUUCCGAGAUCUUUGACGAGUGGGAUGAGAUCCCAAGCGCCAAAGAGCCGCUGUCGAAAUUCAAAGUCAAGCAAGUCAUUGACGUUCGUGUACUUGGAGUUCAUGAUGCCAAAACUCACACAUUCCUCGCUAUUUCGCACAGGACAACACAAUCCCUCAUAGACUGCUCUAUCAAGCCGAGCACUUUGCGGAGCAAGGAGAGCCCCAAGCCAAUUUCUCUCGCUCAAGUUGAGGUAGACUCCAAGUGGCUGGGAUUCGUCAAUAAUCAUGGACCCAACUGCCUAUGGAUCAGCUUAACACCCACGCUCCGGGGUAGGCUCAACGCCCUUGAUGUGUCGGACGAUCUGUCACAGGUCAAAGACCUCGCCACAAACUACCCCAUAGGGACGGCCAUUCGUGUCCGAGUGACUGGCGUCGAUGCAGAGCACGGCCGCCUGGAUCUUUCAGCUCGCGCCCCUGGCGCAUCCGAAACCCUUACCUGGGACACCAUCAAGCAGGGCAUGGUUUUGCCAGGCAAGGUGACUAAGGUCAAUGAUAGGCAGGUUCUUGUUCAGCUCAGUCAGACAGUCUCGGGUCCCAUUCACCUUGUGGACCUUGCUGAUGAUUAUGAGUCUGCCACUACCCUACCCUACUCGAAAAACGAUAUCAUCCGGGUCGCUGUUGUGGAACUCGAUAAGAGCAACAAGAAGAUCAGGUUAUCUGCCCGGCCUUCGCGAGUUCUGAACUCCUCCCUUCCUGUAGAGGAUCGGGAGCUUGUCAAGGGGUCCAAGCUCGAGGCUGGAGAUAUCGUCCGGGGAUUCGUCAAGAACGUGUCAGACAAGGGCUUGUUCGUCAACUUGGGCGGUGACAUCACUGGAUUCGUUAGGGUGUCGGACCUGUCUGACCGGUAUCUGAAGGAGUGGAAGGACCACUUCCAGAUCGAUCAGCUUGUCAAAGCCAGAGUAGUUUCCGUGGAUGCCACAGUCGGCCACAUCUUGUUGAGCCUAAAGGCGUCCGUGAUCGACGAGAACUAUACUCCGCCUCGAACACUGGAGAGUUUUACUGAAGGCGAAAUCGUUACCGGCAAGGUUCGCAAGGCCGAGGAGUUUGGAGUGUUCAUCUUGCUCGACAACUCGGCCAACGUCAGCGGGCUAUGCCAUCGCAGUGAGAUGGCAGAGAAGCCGGUGAAGGAUGCCAGAAAGCUCUAUAAGGAAGGUGACAAGGUCAAGGCCAAGGUUCUUGCAGUCGACCCCAAGAAGAAGAGAAUCAACCUGGGCCUGAAGCCGUCAUAUUUCGAUGGUGAGGAUAGCGACAUGGAUGUCGACUCCGAUGAGGAAAACGCCGGUGCCGGCCUCGACUCCGAGGACGAGGAUAGCGAGGAUGAGGAUAUGCUGGAUGAUGGCGGGGCGGUGCUCAUUACCGGCACAGACAAUGACGAGCUCCUGUCUGACGAUGAGUCCUCAGAUGAGGACGUGGACAUGGUUGACUCGACCACAGCGACUGGGUCUGGACUUGAGGCGGGCGGAUUUGACUGGUCUGGCGCUGCUCUCGAUGAGGCCGAUGAUGGUCAAGAUGUAUCUGCAGAUGAGGAUGCUGGUGAUAAGAAGAAGACGAAGAAGAGAAAGGCCGAGAUCCAAGUGGAUCGGACGGCCAAUCUCGAUGCUCAGGGGCCACAAACAGCGAGCGACUUCGAACGACUUCUUCUGGGGCAACCCAAUUCGUCCGAGCUUUGGACUGCCUAUAUGGCAUUCCAGAUGAAGAUCAGCGAGCUAGCCAAGGCCCGAGAGAUCGCCGAGAGGGCUCUUGACACCAUCAACCCACGUGAGGAGACCGAGAAGUUCAACAUGUGGAUCGCCUACCUCAAUCUGGAAGUCGCUUACGGUACGGACGAAACUCUUGACGAGGUCUUCAAGAGGGCCUGCCAGUACAACGACAAGCAGGAGGUGUACGAACGACUGGCUCAAAGCUACAUCCAGUCGGCCAAGCACAGUAAAGCGGAUGAUCUGUUCCAGAGCAUGCUGAAACUAUUCGGCUCCAAGACUCCCAAAGUGUGGCUUGACUAUGCGCACUUCCUGCAUUACGAUCUCGAGGCUCCCGAGAGAGCCCGUGCUCUGCUUCCCCGCGCUAUGCAAAGACUGGAGAAGCACGAACACCUCACGCUCAUGACCGAAUUCGCGUCUAUCGAGUUCCAGUCGCCAAGCGGCAACCCCGAGCGGGGUCGAACCAUCUUCGAGGGCAUUCUGGACCAAUGGCCCAAACGAGCCGACCUAUGGGGCCGCCUGCUCGACCUGGAGAACUCGUACUUCAGGGCGGAACGGGCCAAGGGUAAAGAUGGAGAGGCAGACCCUACAGUCAUCCGAGACCUCUUUGAGCGGCGCACCAGAGCCAAGGGCCUCAAGCCUAGGGUGGCGAUGAAGUGGUAUGAACGGUGGGGCAAGUGGGAGGAGGAGCACGGUGAUGCGAAGAGCAAGGAGAAGGUGCGGGCCAAGGCCAAGGAGUGGGUGGCGGAGGCAGAGAAGCGCAAGGCCGAAAGGGAGGCCGAGGCCGAGGCUGAUGACGAGUAG
Molecule: messenger RNA, 5451 nt
Organism: Thyridium curvatum
Lineage: Eukaryota; Fungi; Ascomycota; Sordariomycetes; Thyridiales; Thyridiaceae
Exons: 2
Coding region: 1-5451 (1816 amino acids)
Biological process (GO): rRNA processing
Cellular component (GO): nucleolus; small-subunit processome
Molecular function (GO): RNA binding; protein binding
Source: RefSeq, a predicted model, not a curated record